Messenger RNA from Rotaria sordida, 573 nucleotides. NCBI's taxonomy places the organism in Eukaryota, Metazoa, Rotifera, Eurotatoria, Philodinida, Philodinidae. The record is from the annotation of a GenBank genome assembly.
AUGACAGCACCUAGUUCAUAUACACCCUAUCUACCGCCAGCACAGCCAAUUGAUUUAAGUACAUUUAAAGGUUUUAAAUUCGUUACACUUGAUGAUUUAGUGGUAGAAACACGUGAUAUUGAUGACGAUGUUACUGGUACAUUUGAAUGGGAGAUGUGUGCAGGUCAAGAAGAUCGAUGUAUAAAAUUUAUUCGCGAGAAGUGUGUUAAUAAACGAACAUUCUUGAUUACCUCUGGUGGACACGGAAAAAAUGUUGUACCUCAAAUUCAUGAUUUACCACAACUUUAUGCAAUUUAUGUUUAUUGUGCAGAUGUUUUAGGUCAUCAACAAUGGGCAUCUAAAUUUUCAAAAGUACGUAUUGUUUGUAAUGAUGAUAAAGUGUUACAUCCGCAACUUGCUGCUGAUGUGGCACAAGCCAAUAUUGAUUGGGGAAAUGCACUUCUCAAUGCAGAUAAACGUGAUGAAGCUAAAACGAAAUUCCAAAAAGCAUUGGACAAUUUAACUAAACAUGUUAAAUUUUCUGAUCAAGCUUUCAUGAAUCAAAUGCAAAAAAAAUUAGCUGAAUGCAAUUAA